ACUACAUUUUAGGCUGAGGGGGUAGCCUGGCAAAAUAGAGGACAUUUGACAUUGACACGCUCGACACUAAGAGACCAGAGAUAUUCCAAGAGAAGCGAAUACAGCCGAGGAGUUUAAACACCAUCUUAAGGUGACAAAUUAGAACUGAUGGUGAGCAUACAUCUCACGUGACUUCACGAAAACGGUCUCACAUACCAAGAUGGCGAGGGUUUGGUUUGUCGUUACUGUCACCAUAGGGAUCAUAUCGUUGUGUCAGGGCCAAAACCUGAAGGAUCCAUACUGUACAGUCUCAAAAGGCACACCAACAACGAACACAGGUCCAUCAUUACCAACUUUAUUGGAUACAUUUCAAACUCAGAUCGAGGCAAAUUUCGUUGGAAAGUAUGACAACUACUCAAUAGAUAUUGAAGAGUACUUUGACGACGAGGGAAACCAAGGAGCCCUCAGAAUGGUCGAAGAUGGUACACAACUGUACGCGAUCUACAGCUAUGAGACAAAUGAAUUCUUCUCUGGAACGUCAGAUUCGGAUUGUACUACAACAAAUUUGUCUGCAACUGCGAACAAUAUUUUGUUGGGAUACUCAGUGGUAAAUGGAACUUCUCAUAUUUUUACCACAAGUGGAGCUCUCAGGUUCGGUAAACAAUUUGGUGAGAAAUACAUGGGAACUGAUCAAGUACGGGGUAUCAAUGUCGACCGUUGGCAGAGCUGUGUCUAUUGGAAGAGCUAUAACGCUUAUUUUACCGUUGACUACUAUUUUACAACCAAGAACUGGACAUCAGGAAUAGCGUAUUUACAAACCCCUGUUCGCGCCUGGGUCCAAGGCGUCGGUAGAGGAGACGACGGUUCUUUGAAAAUGUUUAACCAUUAUUAUGACUUUUUCUCGUUCCGGCCAUCUAUAUUGGAUAUGUCAGUCUUUGAGACCCCUAAAGGCGUGGUUUGCCCGGGACGUAUUCAAACCAAGAGCGUGCCCAAACUUGCUGGACAGUACUACUAUCGCCAACAGAUCAUUAUCCCAUCGCUCAACAUCGUUCAACAUGCUGAUGUAUGGUUCGACUCGUCCUACAACUUGGUACGUUACGAUUAUCGUCUAUUAGAGCCCGUGGCGCCGUACUACGAUACAAAUCCAUUCUCAGAAAUCCAUGACUACAAUUCAGGGGUGGCCUAUGUAAUCGAUCGGGUAUUGGGCAACUGUACUGUACGGCCGGUCGAAAACAGCUCUUUCGACGUUUCACUUAAUUACACACAGACAAUAGCAAAUGGCCAGUAUUUUGAUCAAAUGAAGACGUCGUUGGGAUUGUUUUACCUGGAUGAUACUUAUUCAUAUGAAGGCCAGAGAGUUAUCAGUGGAAUGGCGUGUGACGUGUUCAUAUCCAAAAGAACAGAUUACACACUGGGUGGAAUUGUUGGGCAAAUAAACUCAACAUUUGAAUAUUACUUUUUAUCGUCAGACUGGACGGAGAUAGCUAAUCCGGGAGUGUCUGAAGAUACAACUGUUCCUGUCCGUCUGGAAAUUACCAUCGAUGACAUUGGGUACACAGCUACCUACAACUUUUUUGAUUUCGAUGAAGAACAUCCCAGUAUGGACAAUUUUGACAUUACGCCAUGCUAUGACGACGACAAGAUGAUUGAUUUCCAACUAAUGUUUAGGGCUAAAUACUAUCCCGUUGUUGACAAGUAUAAAAAGUUCUUCGAGCUGUCAUCAAGAUUGAAGAUUUCUGAGCUAACCAAGAUAUCUCCCAUACGAGUCCAGCGAUCUCUCAUCAAAUACGAACCUAAUAGAGUUUACUAUCUCGCGUCUCUAUUAGACAGCCCGCCACCGUCAGCGCAGUUUCACAAAUAUCCCAAGGUUGUGUUAGAGAACAGGAACGACGAGCAGAUUCCCAACGAGGGCAAUCCGGAUAACUGCGCGUACUACUGUUUAGCGGAGAAAAGCUUCAACUGUAUGAGUUUUGAUGUCUGCCCGUCAAAGAACUUAUGCUACCUCAGCAAAAGCACGGCGGAUGAUGGCCAGCUUGUGGACAAUGACAAGUGUAGCCAUUACUCACGAAACAUACAAACGAAUACAUUUAUGGAACAGGCGUCGGAUGAAGCAUUUGCCGCUUUAAAGGAUGUUGUUUAUCGAAACCUCUUUUUUUUUGAUGUUCCUCUGGGUAACGGACAGAAGAAGACAUUUAGAGCAGUUUCAGUCAGAGAAAACAUCAUUCGAGGUGACACUGGCACCGCUCCAACUCUUUCUGGAGCGGAUUUCAUGAAGCAGUUUACAGCCAUAAGAAACAAAAGAAUAACUUACAACAACGACAACAAACUUACUCAGCUUGCCGUAGAUGACUGUGCCACUGCAUGUGUUGACGAAGAUUUGUUUUUCUGUGAAUCCUUUGAGUACAACGUAGCGAAUGGAGAUUGCUUCUUGUCCAAGAUCAAUCCAUCGGAACAUCCAGACUAUCUCGUAGAUGCGCAGAACGUGGAUCUGUACGGAAGGAGUUAUUUAUAUAAGUUCAGCAAAAGCCCAGGUGAGGUCAUGCUCUCACAGUCCAAUCUCAUUUACCAGAACAUCUUCGAAGCCAAUCAGUGUGCCAAGCUUUGUGUGGGGCUUCAGGAGUUCUCCUGUAAAUCCUUUGAAUUUUGCGAAGAUAUAAAGGGAUGUGUUUUAGGACAAACGCACAAACUUGAUAUCCCCGAGACACUGAUUAAAUCGGAACCAAAUUGUGAUCAUUAUUCAAGAAACUACAUGGAUGAUUUUAAGUUACUUAAGGGUAGAGUAAUCGCGCUGACAAACAACCAAAUCGUUGAAGGCGUGUCGCUGGUCAGGUGUGCGAAGAUCUGCGCAGAGCAGGGAAACGAUUGCCUAGGUUUUGAUUAUUGUGGCAAUGACACUAUGUGUCGUAUUACAUCUGACAGCGUCAAAAACACCGGUACCGUAACGGUCGAAACAAGUGCCUACUGUAACCAUUAUUCUAGACAGUACUAUGAUGACGGAUCGAAGGUGACCGCCUAUUCGGUUAAAAACGCCCAAAAUCCGAAUCUGAAGUAUUCACCUGGAUCAAUGGCGGGAUUAGCUAUAGCAAUGCUAAUCAUUGGAAUUCUUUUGGCCGUCGGAGUUUCAUUUGGGAUGUCAAAAUACAAGGGCACCACGAGUUGGAAUCCUGCCACGAAGCUUGAAAAUUUGGGAUAACCAAGGACAUUUUCUCUCUCUCCCAUGACGUGGCCUACGUGAAGAUGUUGUUUUUUGUUUUGAAAUGUUUUCGCGUACAGAGAGGGGCUUUCAUAUUGAAUGAGAAAAUCUUAAUAUGUGAACGACACUUUUAGGCAACAGUGGUCUCAAUUCAGUCUGCUUCUUCCAAUAUUACGUGAUGUGACAUAAUACGUCCUGAUCCAACAAAAACGAUGUGGUAUUUUGUCUUUGUGAUUAUCCGGAAAUGACACAGGGCUACGUAUCCUGGUUGCUCUUCUGUGUAUGACGAAAUGUUGACAUUAAAUAUAGUUAUCACUCAAUAAUUGAAUCUGGCUAAACGUCCGAGUAACUGCUUGUAAUGUCCAGUAUCUCUCUUAUCAUCUACUUUCUUCUAAGCUGUACAGCAUGGCAGCAGGGCUUUAUCUCUUUUCCUACUUAGUGAUUUUCGUGCCCUGUAUUUCAUCCAAGUUUGAGAAAACCUAUAUGAAUAUGGGAAGAUGUGCAAAAUCGUAGUUAAGCAAUGUAAUGUAUCUUAUGAUGUGUAUGUGUUUUUUGGCGAAGUAAGAAACAUUUGUUGAAUUUGAAUCUAGUCUACUUAGGUGUAAAUUUGCGCUAUAGGAUAGAACUGAUUUUAAGCCCAGUUAGGAGAACAGAUAUUAAAACUGCUUUUGAAAGAAAAACGUGAAGAAAGUUGGAAAAUGAUGUUCAGUCUUUCCUUGUUAUUUCAUUUUGUUGAAAUAUAGUUUCCAUUUCUCACCUCGAAGGUUUCC
Molecule: messenger RNA, 3942 nt
Organism: Liolophura sinensis
Lineage: Eukaryota; Metazoa; Mollusca; Polyplacophora; Chitonida; Chitonidae
Exons: 21
Coding region: 200-3172 (990 amino acids)
Source: RefSeq, a predicted model, not a curated record